AUGUAUGAUGAUGUCCCAGAGGACUGGAGGAACCCCAGUGGGCAGUGGCAUGUGGGGGUGAAGAGUGCCAUGGAGUUGUACCCCAGGGGGCUGCGGGACCGACUGUCCAAGGAGAACAGAGAGAAGACAUGGGACCCACAACACAGGGUGACACUGGCUGAGGCCAACAGACUCCUGGAGGAGUUUGAUGCCAAGCACCCCACACCGAAUGCUGAGGAAAAAUUAAUCAAAGAAGACCUGAAGUCCCGAGUGGAGCAUCUGACCAGUAUGGACAAGAAUUUCAGUUUUUGUGGCCCUGUAUUUGACUGUGUGGUCUUCCAUGACGGUGAGACUUGGAGAGCCUGUGUGGACACCAGUGAACAAGGUGACCUGGAAUCCUGCAAACUCUUGGCCAACUACAGAGAAGAGCGCCAGUACGGGACACUGAGCAAUGAAGAUAUGCUGAACUAUAGUGUUAACAUAUACAAUGACGGCAACCUGUUAGAAGUGGUUACAAAUGCAGGUUCCCACGGUACCCAUGUGGCGUGUAUAGCCGCAGGACAUUUUCCUGCAGAACCAGAGAAGAAUGGCGUAGCACCCGGGGCUCAGAUAGUCGCCAUUAAGAUUGGAGACACACGUCUUGGUUCCAUGGAAACGGGAACCUCAUUGGCCAGAGCAAUGAUAAAGGUGACAGAGCUGAAGUGUGACCUGGUUAACUACAGCUAUGGGGAAGCCACUCACUGGCCCGACACUGGACAUGUGUGUUCCUUACUCAGUGAGGCAGUGGACAAGCAUGGGGUCAUCUAUGUGUCCAGUGCUGGCAAUAAUGGGCCUGGACUGUCCACUGUGGGGGCACCAGGGGGCACCACCACUGCUCUCAUAGGUGUCGGUGCCUAUGUGUCCCCAGAGAUGAUGGCUGCUGAGUACUCACUGAGACAAAAACUACCAGGAAUGCACUAUACAUGGUCCUCACGGGGCCCAGCAACUGAUGGUGCCCUAGGGGUUUGCAUUAGUGCGCCAGGGGGUGCAAUAGCCUCGGUUCCCAACUGGACCCUCAGAGGAUCUCAGCUCAUGAACGGAACCAGUAUGAGCUCACCUAAUGCCUGUGGAGGAAUAGCUCUUGUGCUAUCUGGUCUGAAAGCCACAGGGACAUACUACAGUCCAUACAGUGUACGUCGAGCUAUAGAGAACACAGCACAGCAUAUAGAGAGUAUGGAGAGGUUUGCACAGGGACAUGGCAUGUUACAGGUGGAUGCUGCCUUUGAGCAUCUCCUACAGCAUGCAUCAUGUUGCACACGGCGGAUGAAGUUCACGGUGACUGGACCCUCUGGUACACGGGGCGUAUACCUCAGAGAGUGGGCCCAGUUAACCAGACCACAGGAGGUGGCCGUCACUGUAGAACCUAGUUAUAUAGAUCCUUCUACUGAUCAGCAUGAAAAGAUCCAGUUUAUGCUGAGGUUCAAUCUUAUCUGUGAUGCCUCUUAUGUAGAAGUCCCAUCCCAUUUUGAACUCAAUAAUUCUGCGCGGGCUAUAUCUGUAAAGGUGGACCCGCGGGGGCUGACACAUGGCGUUCAUUACACUGAGGUGCUGGCCUAUGAUGUCACAUGUCCAGUCAAAGGUCCUGUCUUCAGAGUACCUGUUACUGUGAUCAUCCCUGAACCGGUUCAAGACACAGUCAACUUCAGGGUGGAGUUUUCCAAUCAGCAGUUCAAACCAGGUCAGGUCCACAGGCACUUUAUACGGGUGCCACAUGGGGCCACAUGGGCAGUGCUUCGAGUGCAAUCUGUAGAUGCAGAAAAGAACGUCCGUUUCUUGUUCCAUGCCUUGCAGUUCUCCAAACACACGUAUUAUAGGAAGCAUGAGUUUGACAAAUUUUUAACUCUCUCAGAGCUAGGAGAGACAACACAAUCUUUUCAUGUUUUAGAAGAUGUCACACUAGAACUGUGUGUAGCCAAGUGGUGGGCCAACAUAGGGGACACCACAGCCAGCUAUAGUAUCACUUUCCAUGGUUUGAUGCCAGAUACAAAUCAGAUACACAUGCAUGGAGCUCAGGGCAUUAUGAGGCUAGACGUUACCUCAGGGCUGAAACAUGAAGAAAUAUCUCCCGUUAUCACAAUCAAGGAGCAUGUGCAACCUUUGAGGCCAGCAGAGUCUAAGGUGUGCUGUCUGGCAGCCAGUAGAGAUCUCCUGUGGGAGGGCAAGCAGAUCUAUGCACUAGAACUGACCUAUAAACUCAGUAUUAGCAAGACGGCCGAGAUCACUCCUGACUGCUCUCUACUCAGUGACUUCCUCUACGAGAGCGAGUAUCAGUCCCAGCUUUGGAUGCUGUUUGACCAGAAUAAACAGUGCCUGGGCAUGGGGGAUGCUUACCCUGAAAAAGAAAAGUACAAUGUGAAGCUAGAAAAAGGCGAAUACACCAUCAGGCUGCAGAUCCGUCACUUCAAGCAGGACCUGUUGGAGCGUAUCAAAGAUUUACCUGUGUUAAUACAUCACAAACUGACUCCAACUAUCACAGUGGAUACGUAUCACAAUGCAGCCAAUGCAAUGAUAGGUGGAAAGAAGUUCCAGUGCUUUUUAUUGAAGAAAGGAUACAAGUACCCAGUUUUUAUUGCCCCAAUACCAGAUGAUAAAUUGCCAAAAGGUGUCGCUGCGGGGCACUUCCUGUCAGGCACCAUUUCUCUUGCAAAGGACGAGUUGGGAAAGAAAGCAGACGUUUACCCAUUCAAGUAUACAGUAACAGAAGUAGUGAAGAAGAACAAUAAUAAUAAGAACAAUGGCAAAGACAAGAAGGAGAAGACCAAAGAACAGGAGUAUGCUGAAGCCCUCAGGGAUCUAAAACUUUCUUGGAUGCCUAAGCUAGACAACAGCCAGACCAUAUUUGAGGAUUUACUUCAAGACGUUCCUGAUCAUCUCUCCCUCUACAUGGCACGCUUGCAGUCCCUGGACAAUGAACAAGAACGUCUUAAAAGACUCCCAUCUAUCCUUGCUGCAGCACAGGAAGUGACAUCACGCAUAGACCAGAAUGCACUGCUGGCAUACUAUGGGAUGAAGACUGACGCCAGACCGGAAGCUGCGACAAUCAAAAGUGAGAUGGACAAACAGAAGGGCAUGCUGGUGGACGCACUGGGGCGGCUAGGCUGUGCUCAGGCAGACAUUGUCAUGGGAAAAGCAGAACAACCACCAGAGGGAGACACUGAGGACCUGCCUGAAGUUACCCUGGACGAUCUGACGGCUACGUUUUAUGAGCUGCAAAAGUUUAUCGAUAUCAAUGAUCUCAAGGUGUCACAGUUCGUUGUCCGCCAUGCCCUUGCGCACAAACAUUAUGGCCGUGCACUGAAAGUGUUGCAGAAACAGAAUGAUGAGAAGAACACCAAAGAAAAUGAUUUGAAGAUCAUUGAGAUAUAUCGCACCCUAGGCUGGGAUCAUGCAGUGAAGCAGUAUGAAAAUCUGCUACUUAUAAAAUACCCAGCAGGAUUUAGGCUAUUCUAAUUAUCAUUGUGACCUAUGUCAUAAUGUCCUAAAAUGUAUUCUUAGUGACUUUCUUAGUUUUUACUGUCAUUAAGCUACCCCUAGGCUUCAAUUUAUUUUUAAACUGGGUUCAAUUGACAUUUUAUUCCAUUCAGACUUUGAUGACCUACACUAAGUCAUGAUAAGUGACAAUGUUGAGAGAUGUACUGAAUUUAAUUGAAUUGACAUUUUAUUCCAUUCAGACUUUGAUGACCUUCACUAAGCCAUGAUAAAUGACUAUGUUAAGAUAUUACAGAAUCUACUUGAAUAGGUGUGUUAUUAAUGCAACCAAAAUGUCCAAUUUUAUUUCCUUUGAAUUUUCAGCCAACUGGUGUCAUAAUGUCGUCAUCUAAGACUGAUAUCAGUGGCUCUUCUUUACCUUUAAUUUUAAAGGAAAUCCAACUGUGAAGAUAAUAUUUAAGCCAACAAUAAAAUCAUUCUCCUCUCAA
Molecule: messenger RNA, 3935 nt
Organism: Lingula anatina
Lineage: Eukaryota; Metazoa; Brachiopoda; Lingulata; Lingulida; Lingulidae
Product: tripeptidyl-peptidase 2-like
Biological process (GO): proteolysis
Cellular component (GO): cytosol
Molecular function (GO): serine-type endopeptidase activity; tripeptidyl-peptidase activity
Source: RefSeq, a predicted model, not a curated record